UCUAAAUAGGGAAAUGAGUGAUGACCUGAAACAGAUUUUGAGGGACAGUGGAGUCCAGGGUCUGAAGGACAAGAUUAUUGAGAAGAAGAGACAGCAGCUUAAUAAGAGGAAGAUUAAGGAUAAGGAACGCUAUUCAGGAGGUGUUAAGGAAAUGAAGGAGGAGGUUAAGAAAAAGUUUAAGAGUGCUAGUCAAAUUAGAGAUCAAUAUAUCCUGGGUGAUUUAAGCUUCUAUUCCUCCCAAAAGAAGUCAUCUGAAGUAAUGAUCGGGUCUUCCAGUAACGAAAAAGAGAUGUCUAUCCGAGAACUACAGUUUCAGAACAAGCUAGCUGAGUUCAACUAAAUUCAGAAACAUGGAAGAUGAUGAAAUAGAAAAGAUUGAGAGAAAAUAAGAGAUUCAAUUACUUCAGAGAAGUCCUCGUUGAUGACACAAAUAAAGAAGUUCACAAUGGCUUAUCAAAAUACAACAGAACUGAAAAUAUUUCAGUUGAGAGGAUCGCCAGGACCUCAAGUCCUUUUAAAAGGAAAAGUUCAAAGACUUCAGUUCCAAAAUGUGCUAAGAGGCCUUCUAAGAAAGUGAAAUUGAAGAAGAAUAUUAAGAGUCAAAGGACUUCUUACUUUGACUUUGGAACUAGAUGCGGAUAUAUGUGUGACAAAAUAGAUAAUUUUAAAUGGAAUGAUAUUACUAAUAAGCAACUAGCUGAGAAAGUCAGGAAAAGUAUCCAAGAAGUGGAUAAAGUUUUAAUGUUCAAUAAUUUUGCAAAAAUUCAAAGGAGCCAUUCAACUAAUUCAAAAGUGGGCAAGACAACUAGUUUGCUGAGACAUGAAGAGAAUUUUAGAACUCCAAGCCCAAAGGGAUCAUUUCAGAAAUUUCGAGAACUUCUAAAAUCAAAUAAUUUAGUUUCAAGUCCUCAAAAGAAUUUUAGCCCUAAUAAAAUUGCUAAGGAGAAGAUUACAGAUCCAUUGACUGGCUCCAAGCUGUCAACCUGGACGAAAUGAGAUACUGAAAUGAAGGAGGAUAUCUUAAGACCUAAGAUGAGCCUUUCACCUAACAUGAGAUACAACAGAUCAGAGACAAAUUAUGCUCUCUCACCAUGCAAUCCAGUUGUUAUUACAGAUGAAUUGAAAUUUUCGAACUCAGAUUCAUAUCAAGAAGAGAAGGGAUCUUCAGGUGAAGAUCUUCUAAUAAAGGUAUCAUCAAGAGAGGAAUCUCAAAAAUCAGAGAAGAAUUUAUCUGGAAAACUAGAGAGUAUUGCUGAAGACUCGUUAUGAGAGUACCAAGAGGCUCAGACUCCACAAGAAAAGGACUCACCUCAAAUAAAAACAGAUCCAAUAUUAUUCUCGGUACAAAUGAAUGAGGACCAAAUUAAAGAUGGAGGCAAAUUGGAAAGUCUAAGGGAUGAUGAAACUAAGUUCAUAAUCCCAAAGCUUGGCUUGUUGACCAAUAACUUACCACUAGACUCCAUAUCAGAGGAUAUCAACAGCCCCUAUUUUGCUAGCUCUCCUAGUAAUAUGAACUCUUGAGGGAUAGCUGUGAAUAAUUCGAAUCUUGAAAAAGUGGGGAAUCUCAUCGUAGAGCCUAAGUUUAGCUCUACUCUUGAUAUGAAUGAAGGUGACACGAGUGGAGAUAGGAAUUUACAAAGACACGGCACCUUUCAGACGGGAACAUCAGUCAGUGAAAAUUAUAUAGAAAAUGCCAAUCUCGAUACAUUAGAGUGAAAACUCGAAAAAAUUAUGAAGAAAAGGAGUAAAAGGAUUGAGGUCUUUGAGUCAUACCUUAGUCAAUGGCAAAAAGAGAAAUUCAACACUAUUGUUAGCUCUAAAGACCAGAAGAGCACUCGGAAUCCUGACAUAGAAAUUAAAGCAACUCCUAAAAAGAUAAAAACUAAAUCAAGAGCAAGGAAUACUGGUCUAAAAGCUUCAAAGACUCCUACUUAUCCUUCAAGGAAGAAGGCACCGAACUAUUGGUUAAGCGGAUCAAAGAAAAAGAUGGAGGGUAAGAUCCUGAGCCCAGUUCUCAGAUCAACUAGUCGAAAUACCAAGCAAGCCUCAAAAUAUUAUACUUAA
Moneuplotes crassus is the source of this 2064-nucleotide messenger RNA. Lineage: Eukaryota; Ciliophora; Spirotrichea; Euplotida; Euplotidae. The record is from the annotation of a GenBank genome assembly.